Molecule: messenger RNA, 3081 nt
Organism: Amphiprion ocellaris (clown anemonefish)
Lineage: Eukaryota; Metazoa; Chordata; Actinopteri; Pomacentridae
Gene: e4f1
Product: E4F transcription factor 1
Exons: 14
Coding region: 60-2378 (772 amino acids)
Biological process (GO): regulation of transcription by RNA polymerase II
Cellular component (GO): nucleus
Molecular function (GO): DNA-binding transcription factor activity, RNA polymerase II-specific; RNA polymerase II cis-regulatory region sequence-specific DNA binding
Source: RefSeq, a predicted model, not a curated record
UCCGCCAUGUUUUCCCUCCCGGUUGCAGCGUUGCGACAGAGACGGAGAAUUCAAACGACAUGAAUGUAGAAAAUAAUCAUACGGCAGAGACAGAGACGGAGCAAACGAAGAACGGCACCGAGACGAUCACCAUCCAGACCACUCUGGGAGACGAAGAUGAAGACGUGCACAAGUGUGGACGCUGUCAGACUGAGUUCUCCACUCUGGAGGCUUUCAUCCAGCACAAGCUGCACCACAACUGCAGACGUGUGGAGGCGACCAGCCAGGAUGCCACCCAACAGGUUACUGCAGAGAAUGGAAGUCCUUCUUCAGAGGUGAAAGCAGCUGAAGGUGCAUCCUCAGAUGAACCAGUGAAGACCACUAAUGAUGAUGCCCCUGGUGUGUUCAGUCGAGGUCGCAGGAAGAAAAUGACUUCAACUAAAGCCACUGACCAGUCAGAUGGGACGGAAGGGUCCAUGUCUGACAAUGCCGACGGUGACAGGCCUGUUUACAAAGUCAGCCGAGACGGACGCUACGUUUGCCAACUUUGUGAAAAGACAUUUAAAACAACCAAUAUCUUGAGAACUCACAUGAAAACUCACAGCGACCAGAAGAACUUCUCGUGUGACCUGUGUGGGACCUCGUUUCGCACUAAAGGUUCCCUUAUUCGUCACAACCGUCGUCACACUGAUGAGCGGCCGUAUCGGUGUACUCUUUGUGGCCAAUCCUUCAGAGAGUCCGGUGCUCUCACCAGACAUCUUAAAGCUCUCACACCCUGCACAGAAAAGAUCCGCUUUGUUCAGUACAAAGAAAUCCUGGUCAGCAAGGAUGGAGUGCAGAAAGGCGUCGAGGCUGAUCAAGCUGCAGUGGCUGACCAGCAGCAGGAGGUGGUGGUUGUGGAGCAGCAGUCGGAGGAGCAGGAGAUGGUGGAGGCUCAGACGGCUGUGGUCAGUGUGGUGGACUCUGAUUCCCAGGAGGUCCUUCAUCAGGUCCACUUCACAAUGGAGGUGGACGGAACAACACAGGAGCAACAGGUGGUGGUAGAACAAUCUCAGGCAGAAGCUCUCGCUGCUGCUGCAGCUGCUGGUGACAAUCUGAUCUGCCAGGCCAUCAUCAACUCUGGCAUUGCACUGGAGACGGAAGAAACGGUGGUGGAAGAAACCACACAGACAACCGAGGAGAUGAACAAAGUGGUUUCUGACCGUCCUGAAGCUGAGGACAGUGUCAUUGAGAUCCAAGUAAAAGAGGAAUUUGUAGAGAUGGAAGAGGAAACAGGUGAUGGUGACGAUCAGACGUCACCUAAAUUGCACAUGUGUCCGCACUGUAACCGCUCCUUCAAGGGCUUAAAUUAUUUCCGCUUUCAUGUCAAAGGACAUUUAGGUUAUAAGCCCUUUAAAUGCACACUAUGUCAAAAGGAGUUUCUAACGGGAUACCUGCUGAAGAAACACAUGGAAGUCCACGUCAGUGAGAGGAGAUACAAGUGUGGCGAGUGUGGUAAGCUGUACAAAACCAUCGGACACGUACGCGAACACAUGAGGGCCCACUCAGAUGAAAGACCCUACCACUGCAGCAGAUGCAACAAAGGAUACAAGACCAAGAAUGCCUUGCAGGUUCACCAGCGGACUCAUGGUGAUGAGAAACCCUACGUUUGUCAGUUUUGCUUGAGAGGCUUCAGAGAAAAAGGGUCUCUGGUUCGACACAUCCGUCACCACACUGGAGAGAAGCCUUUCAAGUGUCCAAACUGUGGUCGAGGUUUUGCUGAGCACGGGACUCUGAAUCGGCAUAUGCGUGCUAAAGGAGGCUGCCAUAAGGACGAUUCCAGCGAGCAGCAAGAUGCCAUAUCGGAGGAGCAGACGUCAGUGGACAGCCUUGCUACAGCCGCCAUCAUUUCAGAGGAUCCUCAUGCUGUCUUGGUGGAGUUUUCCUCAGUGGUGGCAGACACACAGGAGUAUAUCAUCAAGACUCAAACAGAUGAGGAAAUGCAGGAAGGAGAAGUUACGCUCAUUCAAGACAGCCAAAAUGAGAUGGGAAACCACAUCGUGAAAGUCGUGCAGCGAAUCGUCAGCCAGUCGCACGGCGCCGGCGGUUCGGGCAGCCACCAGAUUAUCGUGCGAAAUGUUGCGGUGGACGAGGAGGGACCGUCCAUCUCUGACUGCGGCGACACCAUCACCAUCGCCACGCCCGAGAGCCUGACGGAGCAGGUGGCCAUGACGCUGGCCUCCGCCAUCAGCGACGGCACGCUGCUGGCCACGGCGGGUACCGUGGAGACGGAGGACGGAACAGUUACCAUGGUUACGACAGAGGAAGCGGUGGAGGAGGGGAUACAGAUGGUGCAGCAGCAAGAGGAGUAUGUCAUCACCUCCCCUGAGGAGGUGGAGAUUCAGACUGUCAUUGUUUGAUCAAACGGGAUUCUAAGUGUGGACUGAAGCAGCGUUUUAGCUUCGACUGUGACUGUGCAGCUGAUUACUGUAGAGUUGGUUUGAGUGAAUUAAAAGCAAGGCCAAAGGUUUGAUAAGGUUUAAAGUUACAGAAAUAGGCCAACUUGCAAAGAGUAUUCAGUGUGAGACGUAAAGUGUGCAUGAGGACUGGUUCUAUCAUGUGAUUUUUGUUGAUUGAGUUACUAAAGUGGAUCUCUGCGUCGGAUAUUUGAGCUAAUUUGCGAACUUUUAGACGCCUACAGCUUAAAAACUACCUAGAUUCAUUCUGUAAGAGUUUAAUUCUGUAUGUCUGAACAGAUGCCUUUUUUACUCUGGAUGGUACAAACUGAAGAAAUCUUUGCCUUCAUUUAUUUACGCCAAGUGAACUUCUGUCUUUGUUUGACUACCCAAACUGGCUUAAUUUCAUUGCAGUUUUCCGUCUCUUCUCCCUGAUGUUGAGGUUGGCUACAGUUAAGUUCUUAAACUUCUCAUGUCAAGUUUGAAAUGUGAUCUUCUCUUAAGGCUGACUGAUCCCAGCUGUGCAUGAGGCCAUCCAUGAUGCGGCGUUUGAGCUAUUAUGAAGCAUGUUUAAGCAUGAUGGAUGGAUGCACAGGUGAACAGACAGAAACAUGUUUGACAGGUCACAUGAGCAGAGUUUGCAUCAAAUAAAUGCUAUUUUCUUACA